UGCUACAAAGGAGUUUCGAAGCGUUUAUCGCUGCCUUUACAAAGUAGAAGUAGGUUUUUAAAUGGUGAUAGAAGUGAUUUUUUGCAAGUUUCAUUUGACACAUCGCAUCCAAGAUGGAUCCUAUGUACCUUGCGUUGUCUCUUUUCCGACGAAGAAAUUAUGACAAAUGUAUAGAUGUUUGUACGAGUAUAUUGGACAAGCAGCCAUUGGAUCAAGCGGCUUGGUACCUGAAAAUGAGAGCUCUUACUCAAAGGGUUUAUGUCGAUGACCUUGAGAGUGAAGAUAUAGUUAAUGAUGAUUUUUUGGACGAUAACGCGGUCGCUUCGGCACCAAGACCGGGAACAUCUUUGAGGACCGCAGCUACGACUAUACCCACCACAGCAGGACUGGAGUCGAGGCCUAGAACCGCUACAGGUCGACCUAUAUCUGGCGUUGUCCGACCAGGAACCCAAAGUAGUCGACCCACUUCAAAUUUGGGACGGAUACUGACUUCAAGAGCAGGUUCUGUCCAAUCAGCACGCGCGAUCCGUUUAGGCACCGCCGCCAUGCUCACCCAAAAGGACGGUCCUUUCAUCCAAAUUUCUCGCUUAAAUUUGGCAAAAUACGCGAAAAAUAAGAGUUUAAAUAAAGCGUUAUUCGAAUAUUUGUACUACCACGAGGGUGAUAUCCGCAAUGCGAGAGAACUGGCGGUUUUAGCGACGCAAGCUUGCGAAUAUAAAGACUGGUGGUGGAAAGUACAACUUGCUAAAUGCUACGUCGCUAUGAAUAUGAUUAGAGAUGCCGAACAGCAGAUUAGAAGUGCGGUUAGGCAACAUCACAAUAUCGAGAGUUUUAUUAGAUUGGUCAGAGUGUAUUUGAGAUUGGACCAACCACUGUCCGCCAUUGAGAUAUGCAAAUCGGGACUCGAAGUAUUCCCCAACGACGUAUCAAUCACGACGGAAAUGGCUCGCCUGUACGAAGUUCUCGGCGAUUCCAAGUCUUCCGUGAAAUAUUAUAGAAGCAUUGUUAUUGAAGACGCUAUGAAUACCGAAGCCAUUGCCUCGAUCGGAAUGUACCAUUUCUAUAACAAUCAACCAGAGCUGGCUUUGAGAUACUACAGACGCGUAAUGGCAAUGGGAGCUUAUUCUGCAGAAUUGUACAACAACAUAGGGUUGUGCUGUCUUUAUUCUCAACAAUUGGAUAUUACCUUAGCUUGUUUCCAAAGAGCUCUAGACCUAGCGACGGAUCCUACAAUCAAAGCUGAUGUGUGGUACAACUUGUCUUUUGUGGCAAUCCCAGCUCUAGAAGGAGUUGUAAAAUUCGUUUUUAUAUUAAGUACACAUACCCAUUACUCUUGUUCCGAUUGAAAAAUCUUUGAAAAUUUUCUCAAUCUACUGGGUGAAUUUUUUCAAAUUUGGUAUACGUCCAUACUAGAAAAUUCUCUGGAAUGAUUUUGGAAAAUACAGCGUUGACAGAUAUUCAGAUGCUGUAAAGUUUUCUUAACAUCUAUCUACCUACCUUUGCCUCUCACAGUUUACUGAGCCAAAAACUACAUUUGUUUUCAUGAUUAAAAGAUGUAAAAUCGUUACAUGUUAUAACGACUAAAUAUCAUUCAAUGGGUCUCAAAAAUGUGCAUAUUGUUGAAAUUUAGUAGUUAAUUAAAAGACUUUUCGAAUAGACGCUUUUGUUGCAAAGACGAUCUGCCUCUAUCACAGUUUCUUUCCCGUUGUUUCUCUGUAGUCGCUUUUAAUGUGUAGUGCAAACUCAAUUUUACUUCUCAGUUUUGCUUACAUUUUUGUUCAAUUGCAUAAUUAGUUCCAAUAUCAUCUACUCUAUUAAAUAUUUUGAGAUCAAUCUUUGCAAUUUGCAGGAAAAAUAUUUUAAUUAUUUGGAAUGAUAAUAAUUUGUC
This is a messenger RNA of Cylas formicarius (sweet potato weevil), 1888 nucleotides long. RefSeq names its product tetratricopeptide repeat protein 8 (gene BBS8). The record is from RefSeq and is a predicted model, not a curated record. Gene Ontology annotation, cellular component: non-motile cilium; BBSome; ciliary basal body. Bases 114 to 1346 code for a protein of 410 amino acids. Gene Ontology annotation, biological process: non-motile cilium assembly. Lineage: Eukaryota; Metazoa; Arthropoda; Insecta; Coleoptera; Brentidae. The transcript is spliced from 6 exons. Gene Ontology annotation, molecular function: protein binding.